AUGGAACACUCAACUUGCGCCACGUUGUCAUCAUCUCCUCCAUUGAGAAUCGAAUACCGUAAACCCGAAUCGGUUCAGGAGGAUAAAUGUUCGAAUCGAUUUCCGGUUUCAAGUGUAGGGGCUGCUUCAGCAAAGGUAGCUGUUGGGUCGCAUGUCUGGGUGGAAGAUACUGAUGAAGCCUGGAUUGAUGGAGAAGUAGUUGAAUCUGACGGUGAAGAGAUCAAAGUCCAUUGCCAAUCCAAGAUGGUUGUGGCAAAGGUUAAUUCUGUCUACCCCAAGGAUCCUGAGUUUCCUGAACUUGGCGUCGACGACAUGACAAAGCUUGCGUAUUUGCAUGAACCAGGGCUUCUUCUCAAUCUUAAAUCCAGAUUCAAUGCUAAUGAAAUAUAUACAUACACCGGGAAUAUAUUGAUAGCUGUUAACCCCUUUAAAAGAUUACCCCACCUAUAUGGAAAUGACAUAAUGGAGCAAUAUAAGGGCACAGAUUUUGGCGAGCUAAGCCCGCAUCCUUUUGCAGUUGCUGAUUCUGCAUAUAGAAAAAUGAUCAAUGAGGGAGUAAGCCAGGCGAUCUUGGUGAGUGGAGAAAGCGGUGCUGGGAAGACAGAGAGCACAAAGAUGCUCAUGCAAUAUCUUGCAUACAUGGGUGGAAAAGCUGAGAGUGAAGGACGAUCUGUAGAACAGCAAGUUUUGGAGUCAAACCCAGUUUUAGAAGCUUUUGGUAAUGCAAAAACCGUCAGAAACAAUAAUUCAAGUCGUUUUGGUAAAUUUGUGGAGAUUCAUUUCAAUCAUAUGGGAAGAAUCUCAGGAGCUGCUAUUAGAACAUAUUUGCUGGAGAGGUCACGAGUUUGUCAAGUUUCUGAUCCUGAGAGAAACUAUCAUUGCUUUUACAUGCUUUGCGCUGCGCCAGAACAGGAAACUGAGCGGUAUAAGUUAGGGAAACCAGACACAUUUCACUACCUAAAUCAAUCGAAUUGCUAUGCGUUGGAUGCACUUGAUGAUUCCAAGGAAUACCUAGCAACAAGGAAAGCUAUGGACGUUGUUGGGAUUAGUCCUGAAGAACAGGAUGCAAUCUUCCGCAUAGUUGCUGCCAUCCUUCAUCUAGGAAACAUAGAGUUUGCUAAGGGUGAAGAGUCAGAUGCUGCAGAACCUAAGGACGAUAAAUCCCGCUUCCAUCUAAAAGUGGCUGCAGAACUUUUCAUGUGUGAUGAGAAAGCUCUAGAGAGCUCCUUAUGCCAAAGGGUGAUGGUGACUCGUGGUGAAAGCAUUACAAAGCCUCUUGAUCCCGGUAGUGCAGCACUAAGCAGAGAUGCUCUUGCCAAGAUUGUCUAUUCUAAAUUGUUUGAUUGGCUUGUGACUAAGAUCAAUAACUCCAUUGGCCAAGACCCAAGUUCUAAAUACAUAAUUGGAGUCCUGGAUAUUUAUGGAUUCGAGAGUUUCAAGACAAACAGUUUUGAACAGUUUUGUAUAAACCUGACAAACGAGAAGCUGCAGCAGCAUUUUAACCAGCAUGUGUUCAAGAUGGAGCAAGAAGAAUAUACUAAAGAAGAGAUUGACUGGAGUUACAUAGAGUUCAUUGAUAAUCAGGAUGUCCUUGAUCUUAUAGAGAAGGUCACCUAUCAGACUGAGUUGUUUUUGGACAAGAACAAAGAUUAUGUUGUUGGAGAACAUCAAUCUCUCAUGAACUCUUCAGAUUGUUCCUUUGUCUCAUCGUUGUUCCCAAAACCGCGAGAGGAAUCCUCCAAAACAUCAAAGUUCUCAUCGAUAGGCUCUCAGUUCAAGCAACAACUACAAUCUCUGCUUGAGACGUUGAACACCACUGAGCCACACUAUAUACGUUGUGUUAAACCAAACAACGUUCUUAAGCCAGAAAUUUUUGAGAACGCUAAUGUUCUACAUCAACUUAGGUGUGGGGGUGUCAUGGAAGCCAUUAGGAUUAGUUGUGCUGGAUAUCCUACUAGGAAGCCUUUCAAUGAAUUUUUAACCAGGUUCCGGAUUUUGGCUCCAGAGGCUACGGCUAGAAGCUUUGACGAAGUCGACGCUUGCAAAAAGCUACUAGCAAAAGUUGACCUUAAAGGUUUUCAGAUAGGGAAGACAAAGGUGUUUCUUAGGGCAGGUCAGAUGGCAGAAUUGGAUGCUCACCGAGCGGAAGUUCUUGGCUAUUCAGCAAGGAUUAUACAGAGGAAAGUCCGUACGUAUCAAUCUCGCAAAAAAUAUCUGCUGUUGCAGUCCGCUUCAACUGAAAUCCAAGCCUUUUGUAGAGGACGUAUUGCACGCGUUCAGUUUGAGGACAAGAGAAAAGAAGCUGCUUCUGUGAGAAUUCAGAAGCAGGCGCGGACAUAUAUAUGUCAGACAGCCUUUAAAAAGUUGUGUGUUUCAGCUAUUUCUAUUCAGACUGGGUUGCGUGCAAUGGAUGCUCGAGUUGAAUUUCGAUACAGGAAGAAGAGACAAGCGGCAAUCAUUAUUCAAGCAAGUUUCAAAACCUCUUGUUGA
This is a messenger RNA of Camelina sativa (false flax), 2490 nucleotides long. The record is from RefSeq and is a predicted model, not a curated record. Lineage: Eukaryota; Viridiplantae; Streptophyta; Magnoliopsida; Brassicales; Brassicaceae.